AUGGCUGAUAUUACGGUCAGGCUCCGCCGCCUUUCGCAUUCCAUUGAGCGCUUGAUGGCCAUCGCAGGCACUCCAAGCGUGGCUAUCGGUGUAAUGACCAAGGAUAAUCCGAUAUUCUACGACAAUCAUGGCUUUCGCGACGUCGAAAAGAAACUCGCUGUCACUGAAGACACAAUUUUUCCGAUUUGUUCUUUGACCAAAGCCAUCACUGCCGCAGGACUUGGCCUUCUUGUUGAGGAGGAUCGGGUAUCAUGGGAUAGCCUCAUCAAGGAUAUCCUGCCGGAUUUCCGCUCCGUCAGUCCUGUGCUUCAUAACAAUACUACCAUGAUGGACAUUCUUCGCCAUCGUACUGGGAUGGGCUGA
This is a messenger RNA of Fusarium proliferatum ET1, 363 nucleotides long. RefSeq lists its product as uncharacterized. The record is from RefSeq and is a predicted model, not a curated record. Lineage: Eukaryota; Fungi; Ascomycota; Sordariomycetes; Hypocreales; Nectriaceae. The coding region runs from base 1 to 363 and encodes 120 amino acids. The transcript has a single exon.